Molecule: messenger RNA, 264 nt
Organism: Parnassius apollo (apollo)
Lineage: Eukaryota; Metazoa; Arthropoda; Insecta; Lepidoptera; Papilionidae
Source: the annotation of a GenBank genome assembly
AUGGACUUGACCACACGUCGCGGUGAGGAAGGCAGUCCAGGAGAGGCUGUUUUACCUUUGAACGGGACUGAGGCGGUGUGUCGUGAACUAGUGAAUGGAACACAAGGAUGUGAGGUGACUGGGUUAACGGCUGAAGUGCCAGCGCCUCCCAGGAAGUCCAGUUCGUUUAGCAUAAGGAACUUAGUUGGCGCCGAAGAUACAGAUCACAAAGCCGACGGCAAUGCGCAUACUAACGAUAUCACUGAGGAGGACUCAGCGUCAUAA